AUAAGCAGUUCACCAAACCCCUACGGACAAAACGUGACGACAGGCCAACAGAAACCACUUUCCUUGUCCCGUCUUGUCUUUUCCUCAGAAAAUAAAAGAUGGUGAACUCUGAGACUGUGCUGAAAGGAGCACCGGUCGCUCUCCUCCUGAUGGCUCUCAUUGCGUCUGGACAAGGAGUGGAAAAGCUGGCUUCCUGCUGCACAUCGGUCAACAGCAAUGAAAUCAAAGAACCGAUUCUGGGAUACAUUAUCCAAGAGAGAAAUCUUCCAUGUGUCACGGCUGUCAUCUUUCUGACCAACUCCGGCCUGUACUGCAGCAGACUCAGGGCUCCUUGGGUUUACCGCAAGAUUCAAGAACUGAGAGCAAAGACUCGGUCACUGAUUCCAUCAUCUUCAGCCUCCCUCCUCUCCACGCUGACCUCCACUGCAACCCCUUCCUCUUCAUCUGCCCUUCUUUCCUCCUCUUUUUCUUCUGAAUUAGUGACUCCACCUGAGGUGACAUCUUCUUCAGCCUCCCUCCUCUCCAUCAUGACCUCCACAGCCUCCCCUUCCUCUUCAUCCAUCCUUCUUUCAUCUUCCUCUUCAAUUGACUCAGACUCCGCCCCCACAGAGCAAGUUGAUGAAACCUUUUGGGACGUCCUGAGUUCUUCUGCAUCUCCUUCAAGUCCAGCUGAUGAAGAAAUGCCACCAACCUAUUUAGAUGAAAUUAUUUCCUAAUGCUGCUAAACUGUUAGAACUUUACCAAUUCAUUACUUUAGUUUUUUUGAAUUUAUUUAUUUUGACGUUUAGAAAGUAAGAAAACAAAAAAACAAAAUGCGGGAUUUUAUUUAUUACCAGGUAUAUUUAAAAAUGUUUAGCAAUUAUAUUUCUGUUUUAUGUGACAUGUAACGCUAACUAAAUGUACUUAUUUAUAAAAUUGUUCCAUGAACAUGUUUUGACUUAUUAUUUCAACUUCUUAAGUUAUGUAAAUCAAAACUCUCAUAAAAAUGUUCAAAAACCGAGACUUUC
This is a messenger RNA of Oryzias latipes (Japanese medaka), 1007 nucleotides long. RefSeq lists its product as uncharacterized. Gene Ontology annotation, cellular component: extracellular region. The record is from RefSeq and is a predicted model, not a curated record. Gene Ontology annotation, molecular function: chemokine activity. Gene Ontology annotation, biological process: immune response. Lineage: Eukaryota; Metazoa; Chordata; Actinopteri; Beloniformes; Adrianichthyidae.